Protobothrops mucrosquamatus (brown spotted pit viper) is the source of this 2958-nucleotide messenger RNA. It is a transcript of the gene SH2D3C, whose product is annotated as SH2 domain containing 3C. Lineage: Eukaryota; Metazoa; Chordata; Lepidosauria; Squamata; Viperidae. The transcript has 12 exons. The record is from RefSeq and is a predicted model, not a curated record. Gene Ontology annotation, biological process: positive regulation of peptidyl-serine phosphorylation; small GTPase-mediated signal transduction. Gene Ontology annotation, molecular function: phosphotyrosine residue binding; guanyl-nucleotide exchange factor activity. Bases 1 to 2958 code for a protein of 985 amino acids.
AUGGCUGAGAGCCAGAAGAAAAAAGGUGGCUUUAAAAAGUUUUUUAAGCUCAAGGGGUUUGGAAGCCUGAGUAGCAUUCCUCGCAGCUUCGGCUUCCGCAGAGUCUCCGUUGCCCCCAGACUCUCCGAGUCCUACGGAGGGGGGUCGCUCUCUUCUAAAGGCUUCCUGACCCUCAACUUCGAGAUCACGCAAGACGACUUGGGGGCUGGCCCCAAAAGCCCGUCGCAUUAUGCCUGCUCCAGCCACAUGUUCACCCACAUGGGCACCAUGCCCAGAGGCAGCUCUAGACAGAAGGUUGGGAGCCAUGGGGCCGAGAAGGCCUUGGAGCCAACGUUACCCGGGGCCACCGAGCUUGGAGACAUGGUGAGGGCGUCUGCUGCUCCGCAGACAGGUUCUCCAACGUGGGGAGAAGGAGCAGAACCCAACGAGAAAGAGAGGUCAUCUUCUGUGGUCAACAUUGACCCAAGCGGUUCCUCAGAAGCAAUGGUCCAGGCUGAGAAAUCUUCUCAACGUUUCCUUGAGCCUGGAGAGAUGUCCAGCCCAGGAGCAAAGGAGAAAGAACAGGAUUGUCUUCAAGGAACCAUUAGACUCUUUGAGAGGGCCCAAGAUGACCUAGAAGUCUUCCCCUUAAGUCCAUCUCACUAUGCCCAGUCUUGUGAUGCCUACAGCCACCUGGGCACCAUGCCGAGGGCCCGUGCUGGGCAGUCCAAGAAAUCCACCAAAGAGAAGAAGCCUACGAAGACUCAGCAAGACCUCGGCCAAGAUCUGGCCACAGAAGCAAUCCUGUCCCGUGAGGAAAGGGUCAAGGAAUCUAGAGACCAAGAGACGGCAGAGACAACCUCGGAGGAGGACCCAGAAGAAAGGCAUUCUGACGGAUUGGGAUCUUCGAGUGAAUACGUUAAGUUCUCCAAGGAGAAAUACAUUCUUGACUCCUCGCCGGAGAAGCUUCACAAGGAGUUGGAAGAGGAGCUGAAACUCAGCAGCUCAGACCUGAGGAGUCACGCCUGGUAUCAUGGCCGCAUCCCCCGGGAGGUGUCGGAAAGCCUGGUGCAGAGGAACGGGGAUUUUUUGAUCCGCGACUCGCUCACCAGCCUGGGCGAUUACGUGCUGACGUGCCGCUGGCGGAACGAAGCCCUCCACUUCAAGAUCAACAAGGUGAUGGUGAAAUCCGGCGAAGGGCGCACCCACAUCCAGUACCUCUUUGAGCAGGAGAGUUUCGACAACGUCCCGGCCUUGGUGCGCUUCUACGUGGGCAACCGGAAGCCCAUCUCGGAACAGAGCAAUGCCAUCUUCUACUGCCCCAUCAACCGCACGUUCCCGCUGCGCUACCUGGAGGCCAGCUACGGACUGGCCAAUGGGAAGCACAGUAGCUCCCAUAGCCACUCUGGGCAGAAAGGGGGGCACAUCAAAAGGAGGAGCAUCACCAUGACGGACGGACUGACCGCGGACAAGAUCACCAGGAGCGACGGGUGUCCCACCAGUGUCUCCUUGCCGCAUCACCGGGACAUCAUUCGGAACUGCGCUGUCAGUGUGGACCAGAUCCAAGACCUCCACUCCCCAAUGUCACCCAUCGCCGAGACCCCAGCCACUCCAGCUUACAGCACUGUUACUCGUCUCAAACCACAAGCGAGCCAAGCUGGCAACGGUGCCACCCCGUCAUCCCCGGUCAUCCGACGCUCUAGCGAGCCGCAGCUAUGCCAGGGGAACGGCAGUAAAAGCGAGCUGUCGGACAGCACCCACUCGACCCCUUCCCACGGAUGCUCCAGGGCGUCCCCUUCUCCGUCUGCCAGCAGCUACAGCGACCCAGAUUCAGGACAUUAUUGCCAGCUUCACCCGCCCUCUCCGGUCCAGUGGGACAGGCCAAUGCCCGACAACAAAGUGAUGCCAACCAAGAGUUACGUGGAGAGGCUAAAGGGGGACGAAUGCCAGCGAGGAUUUAUCCUGAACGGUUCCGAAGGAGAAGCUGGGCCCAGGAAGAGGCCGGAGCAGGACAUGAUAGGCUUUGUGGUCCCGGUGGUGGAAAGGACAUCCUCGUUCAAUCCCGCGCUGUUCCACUCCUUGCUUAUUCCAGGGGAAAAUAAACCUCUGGAAAUGAUGGUGCUGAAGAAGAUCAAGGAACUGCUUGCCGAAGGGGACGCCAGGACUCUCGCCAAGCAUAUCACCCACGUGGAUUGCCUGGUUGCUAGGAUACUGGGGGUUACCAAGGAGACCCAGAGGCUCAUGGGAGUCAGCUCAGGGAUGGAGCUGCUCACCCUGCCCCACGGACAUCAACUUCGCCUGGAUUUGUUGGAAAGGUUCCACACCAUGACCAUCAUGAUCGCGGUGGAUAUUCUGGGGUGCACAGGCAGCAUUGAGGAGCGGGCCUCUCUGCUCCACAAGACCAUUCAGCUGGCGGCCGAGCUGAAGACCAUGGGCAACAUGUACAGCUUUGCUGCUGUGAUGAACGCGCUGGAGAUGACCCAGAUCUCCCGCCUGGAGCAAACCUGGAUGGUUUUACGCCAGCGUUACACGGAGGGUGCCAUUCUUUACGAGAAGAAGCUAAAGCCUUUUCUCAAGAGCCUCAACGAAGGAAAAGAAGGACCACCCUUAUCUAACACCACCUUCCCUCACAUCGUGCCUCUCAUUACUCUUCUGGAGAGGGACACGGCACUGCCGGACCACCCUGAACCCUGGGAGAACCUGGACAACAGCGUGGAGGUAGUUAUGGCCCAUCUGGAGGCGGCACGCACGGUGGCCCACCACGGGGGACUGUACCACACCAAUGCGGAGGUGAAGCUGCAAGGGUUCCAGCCACAACCGGAGCUUCUGGAGGUUUUUAGCACCGAAUUUCAGCUCCGGCUAUUAUGGGGGAGCCGGGGGGCCGAAAGCAGCCAGAGCGAGCGCUACGAGAAGUUCAACAAGGUCCUCACCGCCCUGUCCCACAAACUGGAGCCAGCAGUGCGUUCGAGCGAGUUGUAG